AUGACUAAUGAUGAACUUGUAGUUGGUGCGGUUUUCAAACAUUCACCUGCAUACGAAGAGAACAAUAUUUAUUCUGAUGGUACUCCUAUCAACAAUUCUAUUAAGGAAAAGAGUGUUUCUGUUGAAGGUGACAAUAUUAAUGGUGUUGAUCUUGAUGCGGUGACACCGACAACUACUUCACUGAAACGCCCUAUUGAGAUUGUUAUCACCACUGAAUCGUUUGAAUGGUCUUCCUCAAAAGAUGGUGUUGCUCCUAAUACCCUUAAGAUUCCAAAAAUAGAAAAACUCGAAUAA
Molecule: messenger RNA, 294 nt
Organism: Lactuca virosa
Lineage: Eukaryota; Viridiplantae; Streptophyta; Magnoliopsida; Asterales; Asteraceae
Source: the annotation of a GenBank genome assembly